AAUACCUCCUUGAACUUAGUCUUCAGCUUUAGCUUCAGCAUCUGCGUACGACACUCGCGCACGACGUGAACGAACAAGCUAUCGAAUGUCUCGUCACUAUGGCAUGAAAAUUCAAGUGCUCAGGCCCAAUUCUCAGAUCUCAGGACUCAGCAGUGCUUGAUGCUUGACAAAUACUGCAAUGGCCUGCACAGAUGACCGAAUUUGCUGAUAAAGCACCAUGUUCUCACUCAGAAUUCGGAUGACGUUUAUGUUGCGACCUUGGACAUGCUUCCGACGGUUAUAAGAAGGGCUCCUGCGGCCAUGGCCUCUGUUCGUCCCGUUCUCGUCGUUGCUGGUAUUGGGAAUGCUACCGGUACCGGUGGAGCUACAGCACGACUCUUUGCCAAGCACGGGUAUAGAGUUGCUCUUGUUGCCCGCAACGCUGACCAUCUCAACAAUGCUGCCGCCGAAAUAAACAACUCUGGCGGAGAAGCUGCAGCUUUUCCUGUGAAGUCGUACACUUACCCCGAGAUUAACGCUUUGUUCAAAGCUAUCCGUGCUCACAAUUGGCCUUCUCAAGCCAAAGCUGAGAUUCGUGUGGCUCUUUGGAACGCCUCUCACGGAGUUUGGAAGAACUUCCUCGAUGUCACCGAAGAGGAUGUUCGAGACAGCGUCGAAGGAAACAUCGUCGGACCCUUUGCUUUCUCUCGCGAAGCUAUCUUGGCUUUCAAGGAGAAUGAGCUCGACGAUCGUGGACGACGAGGCACUCUACUUUUCACAGGUGCUACAGCAAGUAUCCGGGGCAACGUCGUGACCAGUGCGUUUGCAGCGGGCAAGCACGCCUUGCGAGCUCUUAGCCAGAGUCUGGCGAAGGAGUUUGGCAAGCAGAAUAUCCAUGUCGCCCAUGCGAUUAUCGAUGGCGGUAUUCUGACUGAUCGCUCCCUUUCUCGCCAUGAAGGUGACGCCCAGAAAGAGUACAAGAAUAACUUGGAUAUCAGACUGAGCCCUGAAAGCAUUGCUGAGUCGUAUCUUUACCUGACGAACCAGGAUAGGUCUGCAUGGACCUGGGAGCUCGACCUUCGCCCUGCUCACGAGAAGUGGUGAACGCGCAUGUCGAUUUUUAUCCAAGCAUUCGAGAGGUGUCCGCUUAUGUUGUUUUCCUGAUUCUGAAGUGUACCAAUAUGUAAAAAUAGCAACGUUGUCUCGAUUGAAAGAAGCAUCUUCUGUGC
Somion occarium is the source of this 1208-nucleotide messenger RNA. NCBI's taxonomy places the organism in Eukaryota, Fungi, Basidiomycota, Agaricomycetes, Polyporales, Cerrenaceae. The record is from the annotation of a GenBank genome assembly.